UCCGUUGGAGAUUAGCUCCACCAAAGCGGAAGUGUUCAAAACUUCAAAGUUCAAACUUGGAACUCGCAGCUGAGGCCUCCGAGAAUAGAUCAGUGUCUUGGUCUCUUUCUUGGCCUCUUGCUCUCUGUUCCCAACAAACCCUAGCCCUUACCCCAUUUCAUAGUCCAUGGAAUCUGGAGCUACGAGAGACAAGGGCUCCUCGCCGCCGCCCAAGCCCUCCAAGUUCUCAGUUUACCAGAACGAAGCUCUCUCCUCUGCCCUUACCACCAAAAGUCUCCGACCGUCCAAUUACUCCCUCCUCUGCAUCUUCACUUUCUCCUCCGCCUCCGCCUUCGCUCUUCUCACCGUUAUCUCCAGGGAAAACGGUUUCAUUGACAGUUUGAAGUUCAAAAAUGUUCCCCAGGCAGUAGCGUAUUUGUUUGCCAAAGCAAUACAAACUGUGGUGGGCUUAGUCUUUUUUGGAACAAUAUUUGCCCUGGUCAAAGCGAUCUCUCUGCGCAGAGCAAGGAAUACUGCCGAUGUGCCUGUUUUAUCUUCCAGUAAAGGAAAUAAGGAUCAAACACAUCUUACGAAACAUCAACUAGGACUUUUGGGUAUAAAAUCAAAGGUUGAACAAGUUGUGUCUGAAACUUCAAAGAAACCCCCCAAGUCUAGACCUCACUUGACACCUUCUUCAGAUAUCCUGGUUCCACUUCACCAGCCAAUGAUCAGUCCAAAUCGUUCAUCUCGCACCAUCACAGAUAGAUCGAACUCAAGUGGGGGAAAUAGGAUGCGCUCUGUUGGCACCCCGUCCAAAUCACCAAGUUCUUCAUCUUCUUUAUAUCUUGUCCCUGGUGGUGUUUCACAAUUGUCUUCUGUUCAAAAUUCACCAGGAGUGGAUUCAUUGGUCUCAACCCCUUGGUCAAACAAGCGGGCCUCUUCUGGAAAAGAGAUAACAUCAGAAGAAAAGCUUGAAAAGUUCUUGGCAGAAAUAGAAGAGAAAAUCACAGAAUCAGCAGGGAAACUGUCUACUCCACCCCCCACAAUUAGUGGUUUUCGCAUAGCUAGUCCAAACACUGUUUCCAGUUCAGCCAAUACCUCUGGAACUACUAGGAGUACUCCAUUGAGGCCUGUGAGGAUGUCUCCAGGUUCCCAGAAGUUCAGCACUUCCCCCAAGAAAGGAGAGGGCGACCUUCCUCCACCUAUGUCCCUUGAAGAAUCUAUUGAAGCUUUUCAGCAUUUGGGCAUCUAUCCUCACAUUGAGCAAUGGCGUGACCACCUCAGGCAAUGGUUUUCUUCGGUUUUGAUUAAUCCUCUUCUUAAGAAGAUUGAAACUAGUCAUCUUCAGGUAAUGCAAGCAGCUGCUAGAAUUGGUAUUUCAAUGACAAUCAGUCAAGUCGGAAGUGAUUUACCAACUGCAGGAAUUCCUGCUACCAUGUUUCCAAUUGAUAGGACUAAGGACUGGCAACCAGCAUUUACUCUAGACGAAGAUGGAAUUCUUCAUCAAUUACGAGCUACUCUUGUGCAGGCUAUUGAUGCUUCCUUGCUGAAGCUGCCUUUAGCUAAUCUGCAACAACCCCCACAGCAAAAUCCCUUGAUCCCGGUUAUGCAGCAGUGUGUAGAUGCUAUCACUGAAUACCAGAAGCUUCAUGCUUUGAUGAAAGGAGAGUUGGUUAAAGGUUUGCUACCUCAAAUCAGCAUUCAAGCAGAUUAUAUCGUACAACGGAUACAAGAGCUUGCUGAAGGAACCUGCUUGAAAAGUUAUGAGUAUCUUGGAAGUGGGGAGGUUUAUGACAAAAAGAAUAAGAAGUGGACUCUUGAGCUUCCAACUGAUUCUCACUUGCUUUUGUAUUUAUUCUGUGCUUUCCUAGAGCACCCAAAAUGGAUGCUACAUGUGGAUCCUACAUCGCAUUCUGGUGUCCAGUCUAUAAAGGAUCCAUUGUUCUUGGGAGUUCUACCUCCAAAAGAAAGGUUUCCUGAGAAAUAUGUUGCAGUCAUCUCUGGUGUACCUUCUGUUCUUCACCCAGGAGCUUCUGUACUGGUUGUUGGAAGGCAAAGCCCACCAAUCUUUGCCUUGUACUGGGAUAAGAAGCUUCAAUUUUCUCUUCAGGGAAGAACAGCACUCUGGGAUUCCAUCUUGCUUUUUUGUCACAGGAUUAAGGUAGGACAUGGAGGGAUAGUUCGAGGUAUUCAUCUUGGUUCUUCAGCCCUGAGCAUCCUUCCAGUGCUGGAUUUGGAAACCGACGACUGAGUUCUUGUUAGGGAGGCUGCGUUCUGCUUGUAAUAUGCUUCUCAGCGCUGACAUCAGGCACAAAGGAUUCACCAAUACAUGCUCUGAUUGUGCUUGUCGGUGCAGAAGUUGUUCGACUCUGUGGAAUUCAUCUGAUAUGAGAGCUCUGGUUGAUAAUUUUGUUUCAUGCAGCUGAUUUGCUAAGUUGGAUCAUUCUUAGAACA
This is a messenger RNA of Juglans regia (Persian walnut), 2433 nucleotides long. RefSeq names its product transmembrane protein 209. The record is from RefSeq and is a predicted model, not a curated record. NCBI's taxonomy places the organism in Eukaryota, Viridiplantae, Streptophyta, Magnoliopsida, Fagales, Juglandaceae. Bases 167 to 2230 code for a protein of 687 amino acids. Gene Ontology annotation, cellular component: membrane. The transcript is spliced from 7 exons.